This is a messenger RNA of Olea europaea var. sylvestris, 822 nucleotides long. RefSeq lists its product as uncharacterized. The transcript is spliced from 2 exons. Lineage: Eukaryota; Viridiplantae; Streptophyta; Magnoliopsida; Lamiales; Oleaceae. The coding region runs from base 92 to 295 and encodes 67 amino acids. The record is from RefSeq and is a predicted model, not a curated record.
UAUACAAGCAGUCAUAGAUUGGCCGACACACAUCCAAACCAGAAAACGAGAAAACACAAAACGUACUGAUCAGAGCAAGAAGCAAGAAAGAAUGUGUUUUCUUUACAUUUGCGGAGAACAAGAAAAAGAGUUAAGUAGACAAGAAGCGACAGGAUCUUGCCCGUAUUGUGGAGGCAAGGUAGAAUCAGUUGAUGUUCAGACCAAAUGGAGCUUCUGUUUUCUGCCCCUUUGUUUUGUCCUCAAGAGAAGAUAUAUUUGUACUUCGUGUUCGAGACGCUUGAUCUUGGAUUCUUAGCCUACGAUAAGUCCAUGUUUGGCUCUUCAUUUGUUUCUCUGCGUGAGGGCGGAUAUUUUCCUGUGAAGAUCCUUGGACGUAGAUGUCGAGUAAAUAUCCCGUUUCUAACUGUUUAGGCUUUAAAAUGAGACAGAUCGAUGCAGUAUUGAAGCAUCGUGCCUUGCCGCUACUAGAGUAUGAAAAAUUUGAGCAUUUGAUCGAGAAAAAUGAAUCAGAUCCAGUUAAAAUCGAAAAAAUCAAUCCUCCAUUUCUCCCAGGACACAAAUGAAGGGUUGAAUUGGGGAAAAAAAAAAAAACUGUUUGUUGUCAUCAAUGCUAAGUCUAUGGGUAGCUGAAAUUUUAAUGUAUUUUUCUAUUUGUUGUACUGACCCCUUCACAAGAGAGGGGAACAAUGUCGAAUAAAGUCCCUCCUCUUGUGAGGGGAUCUGUACGUCAACCCCGAUGCACAUGUAGACAAACCCAAUUUUAAUAAUUUUUGUCUGUAAAUUGUGAAGGCUGAAAUGAAGAUGUGAGGUUUUGGAAACGAG